GAUGUGUUGUGUGUCUGAUCUGGAUAUAAGGCUUCCGAUUUUUACACACAAUUAUGCUUUAUUGUGUCUCUGCUGUGUUUAUUUUCACUGGUGUGUUUGGCGUGUCGGCGAUAGACGUGUACACUCCAGCCGAGCUGUUUGUGGAGAACGGGACCACAGCCACUCUGUCCUGCAGUUUCAAGUCUAGAGAAGUGAUCAGUAGUUUAGCGUCAGUGGUGUGGUCUUUCCUUCCGGAGGGAGAAACAGGAGCAUUCACUUCAAUCUUCUAUUACUCCGAUGGAAAGCAGUUUCCGGGCUCGGACACAGCCCACUCCCUAGUAAGUAGUGGUGGUGUGGUUUAA
This is a messenger RNA of Sinocyclocheilus anshuiensis, 341 nucleotides long. Its product is annotated as myelin protein zero-like protein 1. The transcript is spliced from 4 exons. NCBI's taxonomy places the organism in Eukaryota, Metazoa, Chordata, Actinopteri, Cypriniformes, Cyprinidae. Gene Ontology annotation, cellular component: focal adhesion; cell surface; plasma membrane. The coding region runs from base 54 to 341 and encodes 95 amino acids. The record is from RefSeq and is a predicted model, not a curated record.